This is a messenger RNA of Ramularia collo-cygni, 339 nucleotides long. RefSeq lists its product as uncharacterized. Bases 1 to 339 code for a protein of 112 amino acids. NCBI's taxonomy places the organism in Eukaryota, Fungi, Ascomycota, Dothideomycetes, Mycosphaerellales, Mycosphaerellaceae. The record is from RefSeq and is a predicted model, not a curated record. The transcript has 3 exons.
AUGGCAGACGUAAAAGUUCUUGUCUACCACUACCGGGCUGAGGGUCACCCAGUUGUUCGUAACGGUCUCGCGGUGAUCACCCACCAGGAGCUGACCGACAUCCUCGCGGCCGAUCAAACCCUCCAGUUCAGCACUAAGGCUAUCCCGCAUCUCACUCGCUCCAUCGACAUUUACCAGAGCGACCUCCACACCGCCUCGCAAGCCGCUGCUGAGCCUGCUGGUACGCAUCCAAACGACGGCUCCAAUGUCGCCUCCGUGACGUUCCCAGUAAAGGUUAUCUUGGGCAUUAUCGCCGGCACCCACAAGGAAAUCUACAUCCUCAGCAAGAAGACUUCCUAG